ACUUAGGAUUUGGGAGUGACGCGGAUAUGAAACCUAGUUUAUCCCUCUUUCCUUCGCUAUGAAAAAUAUUUGGACAAACUAGACUAACGACUGCCAACCCAAGUUAAUGAGCUAAUUAUGAAGAUGAUUCGCAUUAUUAGUUAAAGGCCUGGAACCCGCAGUGCGCACUAGUUGUAGUGAUUUAUCACCUCGGGAUUACUUGUCAGGGCCGUCCUCCGAGCUUUUGGGAUAACUUUGGAGAAGUUCUUUGUAUUCGAGAUAGUCGGGCAGCUUGGCCGACAAGCUGAACAUGGACUGGGGCUCAGAGCUUUGGGACCAAUAUGACAUCAUUGAAAAGCACACACAGUCUGGCCUGGAGCUUGUGGAGAAGUAUGUGAAAUUUGUGAAGGAGAGAACAGAGAUCGAGCAAAACUAUGCUAAACAAUUGAGGAACCUUUCAAAAAAAUAUAACAUCAAACGCAGCAGCAAAGAUGAACCAGAAUGCAGAUUGUCCAGCUACCAAUCCUUCUUGGACAUCUUGAAUGAGAUGAAUGACUACGCAGGGCAGAGGGAGCUAAUUGCUGAAAACAUGAUGAUGAACAUUUGCAUCGAUCUCACCAAGUACCUGCAAGACAUCAAGCAGGAACGGAAGAUGUAUCUGAUAGAGGCCAAGAAAGCCCAGCAGAGUUUGGAGAGCACCUACAAACAGCUUGACAGCAGUAAAAAGCGCUUUGAGAGGGAAUGGCGAGAAGCAGAGCGUGCAGCACAGUAUGCAGAAAAGACUGAUCAAGACAUCAAUGCCACAAAAGCGGAUGUCGAAAAAGCCAAACAGCAGGCCCAUAUGAGAGCACAUGUUGCUGAAGAGUGUAAGAACGACUAUGCUGCUCAACUCCAAAAAUACAACAAGGAACAGAACCAGUUCUAUUAUAUUGAUAUGCCACUCAUUUUCAAUAAAUUGCAGGAUCUUGAUGAGAAGCGGGUACGGAAGUUAGCGCAAGGCUACAUCUUGUUCUCAGACACAGAGAAGCAUGUGAUGCCCAUCAUUGGCAAGUGCCUGGAAGGCGUUACUAAAGCGGGCACUAAUGUUAAUGAGAGGAAUGACUCCAUGGUUGUAAUAGAACAGAACAAGUCAGGCUUUGACCGUCCUGGAGAUUUGGAGUUUGAAGACUACAGUCAAGGCAUCAACAGAGCCUCAUCUGACAGUAGUCUGAGUACUCCUAAAGGCCCAAUGGAUCUGCUGGGAAAGAACAGGAGCAAAAACUUUUGGCUAUUCAGCAAAAGGAGUAAGCUCUCUCCCGCUACACUCCCACCUUUCUCUACACCCCCUGCCCCCUCGCCCGCUAACGGACCCCCUUCCCCCAAGUUUGGCCGGGAUACGCUGUCGUACUGUUUGAAGGAGAUCAAUAAGACAGUCAAACCCAGAAUCUCCUCGUUCCGGACUCUUAGGAGAUCGCCUACGGUAACAGAGGACUUUGGCCAUCUUCCUCCAGAACAGCGCAGGAAGAGGUUACAACAGAAACUAGAAGAAAUAUUCAAAGAGCUGCAAAAGGAAGUAGAUCAGAGUGAGGCCCUGGGGAAGAUGAAAGAUGUUUAUGAAAAAAAUCCUCAAAUGGGAGACCCUGCCAGUCUGGCGUCCCAAAUCAGCCAGACAUCCCAGAAUAUAGAGCGACUCAGGGCAGAGCUCAACAAGUAUGAGACUUGGCUCACUGAGGCUGGAGGUCGGGAUACACCGCGCUAUAAAUCUCACACAUUCAACAACAACGGAGCCCAUGAUGUACACAGUCCUGAUGGAGCUCACUCUGAUGAAAGCACUCCUGAUGCCUCCCAAGCCAUCUACGCUGAAUUUGAUGACGACUUUGAAGAUGAGGAAUUAACUGCUCCUAUUGGGAGCUGCACAGCUAUGUACAACUUCCCAGGGGCCAGUGAAGGGACCAUCUCUAUGCAGGAGGGUGAGGUCCUGGCUGUUGUAGAAGAGGACAAAGGGGAUGGUUGGACCCGCGUUCGUAGGAAUAAUGGGGAUGAAGGUUACAUCCCUACAUCUUAUGUCACAAUCACCCUAAACAAAUGAUAUAACACACUCUAGCCACAAGAAGAGAUGAGCGCCGAAAAAAGAGCUGUAUGCAUUUCUUCCCAAUGGACCAAUCAUAAAGAAGCCGCAGCACAGUGGGCGGGACCACUGGUUUAUCCAGAGGAGGGUCCAAAUAAGGUUCUUUGAUUUCAUAAGAGAGGUGCCCCAAAUAGGCAGAGGAAUGGUGCUAACAUACCGUUCAUUAUGGCUCACAAAUCCAGCCUGAGGUAUUCUCAUCCAAGUUCAAAGAGACAUUAAACCAUAUUUUGUUAGGUUUUGAUGUAACAUCAGGAUCAUUUUGGGUUGUGGUUAAUAACUUGCAUGGAUCUAAGGCACCAUCAUGGUAGAACCGUGUGCCUCAUUCCAUAGCCUAAUAAGGCAUUAGUUUCUGAAAGACAUAGAGGAGGAGGAGGAAGAAGAUGAGUGCUGCUGCCAUCUUUACACUGAGUGUUAGUACCAGUAACAUUUAGGAGGAAGUUACCUCACCUGUUUACCUUUUUCAGUUAACGCUGACCUGCUCUAACUCAUAGCAGUCCACUCCACAUUUGAACACAUAUGUUCACAGCUCUUCCUUGCUUUCCAUAUUCUUCUAAUAGCACUUGCAGAGAUGUAUGGCACUAUCACUUUGCUCAUGCUAGAAGCAAAAAUCAUGAGUACCUCAGCAGAGUUACUGAGGUAUACAGGAGAUGUUUUUGGUUUGUAGAAAUUUGUGGAACCAGAGAUGUUGACAGCGCUCCUAUUGAAAAAACCACAGGUACACAAUUUCAGAGUCUCUUAAAUAUUCAGACAAUCACAGCCAUAUCAUCAUUAAUUUAAUUUUCAUCCUAUAACCAUAACAAUGAUCUAUGAUAAUAAUUUAUUACAUAAGUCUAUGUUCUAUAAAUACGAUUUUCAAGUUUCAGAAGUUUGUGUUAAGGAUGUCUUCAUAUUGUUCUUUUCCCCUUGGACAAGUAGUGGACAGUCUGGAGCCACAAAAGGGAGUAAAUAUUGCACACAUAAAAUGUGCUACAUUAAGACUAUUGUAUUUAUGUAAUAAAUAAUAUAUAUUUUAGGUAUCACAACACCACUAUUGUCUUAUUAGCUUUUAACCAUGCAAAUAAAGGUUGUCGUGACAGAAAAGUAAAUGUCUCUAAUGAUGCUGCAGAUAAUGUUGGUUUUGUUUGGAUUUACUUAACACCUUCGCAGGUCAAUCCUUAGUCUUGGUUUUAUGUUGUUUUGGAGCCAGCAGGAAGCACUACUCUUCAAAUAACUGCUCAUGUGUCUAUAGUGCCUUAUUGUUGUCAUUGUAAGGAUUCUGUAUAUAUCAUUUAUACCAAGAUAUGUUGUGUUUUUAAAGGCUUAAUAAAUGUAAAACACAUUUCAGGUUAGAAGUGGUUAUAUCAUUUCUGGACUGGAAAAUAAAUAUUUGAAACAAA
Sphaeramia orbicularis (orbiculate cardinalfish) is the source of this 3462-nucleotide messenger RNA. It is a transcript of the gene trip10a, whose product is annotated as thyroid hormone receptor interactor 10a. The transcript has 15 exons. Gene Ontology annotation, biological process: signal transduction. Bases 290 to 2047 code for a protein of 585 amino acids. Gene Ontology annotation, molecular function: protein binding. Lineage: Eukaryota; Metazoa; Chordata; Actinopteri; Kurtiformes; Apogonidae. The record is from RefSeq and is a predicted model, not a curated record.